GAAAGCCAAGGGAAAGUGCUGAAGAUGAUCCUUGAGCAGUUAGAAAGAUAAAAGGGAGAUGAUACAGAGGAGAGGGGUUUUAAAAAGAUAGAUGAUGAAAUUGUCAAUGAAAAUGUUGAGAGUGAAGACAUUGAUAAUAAAAACAUGGGGAAGGAUACCAUUUUGGAACAAGACGGCUCUGACCAUGAAGAUGUGGGAAAGGAUGCUACUUCCAAAUAUGAUGACAAUGAUCUCGGUCAUGUUGACACCACAGUCAGUAAUGAGGGAGAUGAUAAAAUCAAAGAAGGUAUGAGAGAUGAAAGAAGCAUUGAGACUUUGCCUAAGUUGUCUGAAACACAGUUCAGUGAUCAGUUCCUUGAACAAAUGGACAAAGAAGUGAAUGCUAUUUUGAAAGGCACAAUUGAAGGAAAUAUCUUUGAGAAGGAAGGUGGAUCUGAUAUGGAGCCCGCGGCAAAUGCGAAUUUCGAGAAAGUGCAGAUGGAUUCUACAAUUGAUGAACAAGGAAUCACUUUGCGUGAAGAGGGGGUGGAUAUAAAAGGGAAAUGUAUGGAUGUGGAUGCUGCAACUAAAGAGCUUGUUGAGCAUGUGAAAAUGGAUACGAUAAUUGAUGCACAACCAAUAAGUGAAUACAAUGGAAAUGCUGAAAAUGAAGCCCCUUGUGUGCUGACACGUAAGAUCGUGAUUGGACCAUUCAGCCUGAACCCUAAGGAAAUGCUCCCACAAGAAGAUAUUGAUAAACUUAAGACAUUCCUUGAAUGUGGUAUGUUGAAGAGGAAGGCCAGAACAGGAGUCAGAAAGAUUUAUACAAAAGGAGAUGAAAACAUGACAAAGAAGCCUAUCGUACUGGAUAAAUUCAUAAUCAGCAGCAAAACAUGGCUUUAUGAUCUCUUCAUGGAUCAAGAGUGGCUGGAUACACUGCAUAUGGAGGUUGGCAUGUUUUACUUGGAGGUGAAAAGAUUCAACUACAAGCUCACACAAACAUACUCAACUGUGACACCUUUUUUCCUGGAAUGUCUUAAGCGGCAUCAAGAUGACAUUGACAAGAAAAUUAAAAACAAAGAAGAUGUUGGAAGCGUUUCAAACUUGACAGCUGAAGUGUUUGGUUUUGCAAGAACGUGUGCUUUCCCUUGGGCCCGAUCAGAUUUUGUCUAUAUGCCACUGAAUACUAGGGGGCAUUGGGUACUUCUAGUGUUAGCGAUGGAGUCCAAAAUAGUAUGGGUUUAUAAUUCAAAGGGAGGGAGAUCUCUUAAAGACAUUGCUGAAUAUAGCACUUGCAUCAAAUGCCUUCUACCCAAGUUAAUGGAUUUGUGUGAUGUCUACAUUAAUCAUCCUACUGGACCAAUGGGAGACAACAAGCUUGAUUUGAAGGCUGCAGAUUUUUACCCACAACAGACUGAUGCUGGGAAUUGUGGUAUGUUUGUGCUUAAAAUUGCAGAGUACCUCAUGAUGGAUAUGGACAUUAUUAGGGACAUUCGUACAGAUCAAAUGGCAUCAUAUAGGAUGAAGAUGGCUACAGAGCUAGUUUGAUUUGCAGAGUCAAAUAUGGCUGCAAAGGAGUGACUAUAAAACAUAUUGAUGUUAUUAUCUGUUUUGUGUAUUGAGCUGGUUGAAAACUCUAUUGCUAUUUUUGAUUUGUAUGAUGAAACCUUUUGUGUAUGACAACAAUUCAUAUGGUCAGUGAUGGUCAUUGGCAUAUUGGAUUGUGACUUAGUUUCAUUCUGUACUAGAAUUCUGUGUUUGGGGUACAUGUGCCUUUGUUGUGUUUUGAAGUAAUGUGAAAGUGAAACUGUUGAAAUUGUGUUGUGUUAAAUGUGUUUUUUAAAUCAAUUCUAGUGAAAUAA
This is a messenger RNA of Cuscuta campestris, 1841 nucleotides long. The record is from the annotation of a GenBank genome assembly. Lineage: Eukaryota; Viridiplantae; Streptophyta; Magnoliopsida; Solanales; Convolvulaceae.